Drosophila yakuba is the source of this 7444-nucleotide messenger RNA. It is a transcript of the gene grh, whose product is annotated as protein grainyhead. Bases 1553 to 5560 code for a protein of 1335 amino acids. Gene Ontology annotation, molecular function: DNA-binding transcription activator activity, RNA polymerase II-specific; RNA polymerase II cis-regulatory region sequence-specific DNA binding. The transcript is spliced from 15 exons. Gene Ontology annotation, biological process: regulation of transcription by RNA polymerase II. NCBI's taxonomy places the organism in Eukaryota, Metazoa, Arthropoda, Insecta, Diptera, Drosophilidae. The record is from RefSeq and is a predicted model, not a curated record. Gene Ontology annotation, cellular component: nucleus.
GACUCUUUGGGCAUUAUAGCCAAGAGCCGAGAUCCAGCGACAGCGACGACAAGUUUUCCGCGCACACGGAAAGUCAGCAAAGUUAAUACACCGAAAAUAUAUAUAGUUUCAAAUUCGACUAAUCGCUUCCAACGGAAAUUCCCUGUGAGUGCGCGUGUGUGUUGCGAUAUUUGCGAAAAAUCCAAAAGUUUCUACGCCAAACAAACAGCAAAAAGUCGCGCUUAAACUUUUUCGAAAUUAAAUAAAACACACACACGAAUUUCAGCCACGAAGAGGAAGAGAAGGCUGAAAAAGCGAAAAAAAAAACCUCGUGUGUGUGUGUGGUAGUGUGCAUGUGUGUUAGAGUAUCUGUGUGUGUGUGUACGUGUACGUGUGCAUGUCUCUCGGAGAGCGUGAGCUUAAAGUGUGCCUGUGUGUGUGUGCUUGCGAGCUGGAAUGAGACGCCAUCAAAGCUGAGCAGCGAAUAAUAAAAUGCAAAAUAAAAAUAGUGAUUAAUAACAGCAGCCAGAACCAGCAGCAACAACAAAUGCUAGUGCGGAAAGCGCGUACAAAAUAGUGAAAAUACUCAAAAAACAACAACAGCAACAACAAAUUGGUUGGAAAACGCAAAUGCCAGGCGAAACGCCCCCGCACCGACCCGCCCCUCAACACUUGCGCCCUUUAGUGCUUAGCAGCAGCAACAGCAACAGCAACAACAGCAACAAGAGUAGCAAUAGCAGCAACAUGAGCAGCAGCAACAUCAAAUGUUAGGCCAAAAUGCACAAACCGCCAGCAACAAAGGCAGCAGCAGCAAUCAAACGAAACAACAACAGCUCCACAUACCACAAAGAGUGGCACAUUAGAAGCGGCCAAAAGCAGCCAGCCGAGAGCAUUGUGUAAGCCAAAGGCCCAGAGAGCCAGGCUAAAAGCCCCCAGACGCACAACAACAGCAACAACAACAACAACUAAAACAGCACAAAGAGUGGCGAAAGGUGCACCCACCAGCAAAACAGCAACAACCAACAACAGCAAACAGCAGCCACAUUUCAGUUCCAGCUCCAGACUCCAGACUCCCAGGUUGCAGACUCCCCAAGCAAACAGACUCCAACCAAGUCCACGAUUCAGCUCCAGUUCCACAGAUCCAGCGAUCCAGCGAUCCACUGUUCCUGCGUGCUCGAGUGCCAUAGAUCCUCACCAAGUGCCAAAAUCCGCAUCCUGAUCCCGAGAGCUCAAGGCACCCCGGCCCAAAACUGAGCUGAGAACGAAGCGAAGGAAGUUCCUUAGUGCCAUAGAAAGCAGUGAAUGAAACAACGACUAAGACGAAGAUCGAGCAUCGACCAUCGACCAUCGACCAUCCGGAAAUUCGAACGAAAGAAAACAACAAAGUGCCUUCCAUCAAUCCGUUGAUAAGUGAUAUUUAUUAUGUUUAUACUUGCCAGCAGCCGAGGCAGCAACAGCAAUAGCAACAACCACAGGGGAUCACGGCAUCGAUGAUCAGACCACCACGACCAAGUCCUAGUGCAAUCCGGAAUCCAGUUCAAAUUAGUUCAGUAAGCCGUAACUAGCACGUAUAAUGUCCACAUCCACCGCCACAACGAGCGUCAUCACGUCCAACGAACUCUCGCUGUCCGGCCACGCCCACGGUCACGCCCACGGUCACGGGCACGCCCACCAGUUGCAUCAGCACACCCACAGCCGCCUAGGAGUUGGCGUCGGUGUUGGCAUCCUCAGCGACGCAUCCCUAUCGCCCAUUCAACAAGGCAGUGGCGGCGGCAGCGGAGGAGGAGGAGCAGGAGGCAAUACAAACAGUUCACCACUGGCGCCCAACGGAGUGCCACUGCUUACGACAAUGCACCGAUCACCGGACUCACCGCAGCCGGAAUUGGCCACCAUGACGAACGUCAAUGUGCUGGAUCUGCACACGGAUAACUCCAAGCUGUACGACAAGGAGGCUGUCUUCAUCUACGAAACACCCAAGGUGGUAAUGCCGGCGGAUGGCGGCGGUGGCAAUAAUUCCGAUGAAGGUCAUGCCAUCGAUGCGCGGAUUGCGGCCCAAAUGGGCAACCAAGCCCAACAGCAGCAGCAGCAACAGCAGACGGAGCACCAGCCGCUGGCCAAGAUCGAGUUCGAUGAGAACCAGAUAAUCCGGGUCGUGGGACCAAAUGGCGAGCAGCAGCAAAUCAUCUCGCGAGAGAUCAUCAACGGGGAGCAUCACAUCCUGUCGCGCAACGAGGCUGGUGAGCACAUUCUCACCCGGAUCGUCAGUGAUCCGUCCAAGCUGAUGCCCAACGACAAUGCGGUGGCCACGGCCAUGUACAACCAGGCCCAAAAGAUGAACAAUGACCACGGACAGGCGGUGUACCAGACAUCACCAUUGCCGCUGGACGCCUCCGUUUUGCAUUACAGUGGCGGCAAUGAUUCGAAUGUGAUUAAAACCGAGGCCGACAUCUACGAGGAUCAUAAGAAGCAUGCGGCUGCAGCAGCAGCAGCUGCCGGCGGUGGUUCCAUCAUCUACACCACCUCCGAUCCGAAUGGAGUGAAUGUGAAACAACUGCCCCAUUUGACGGUGCCACAAAAACUGGAUCCCGACCUCUAUCAAGCCGAUAAGCACAUCGAUUUGAUCUACAACGAUGGCAGCAAGACGGUGAUCUACUCCACCACGGAUCAGAAGGGUUUGGAGAUAUACUCGGGCGGCGACAUCGGCAGUCUGGUGUCCGACGGCCAAGUGGUGGUCCAGGCGGGACUACCGUAUGCCACCACCACCGGAGCCGGCGGCCAGCCCGUCUACAUUGUGGCCGACGGUGCCUUGCCAGCGGGAGUCGAGGAGCAUCUGCAGAGCAGUGGAAAGCUCAAUGGCCAGACCACACCUAUCGAUGUAUCUGGCCUAUCGCAAAAUGAGAUUCAAGGCUUUCUGCUCGGCUCACACCCCUCGUCAUCGGCGACGGUCAGCACAACCGGCGUUGUCUCCACGACAACGAUCUCGCAUCACCAGCAGCAGCAACAGCAACAGCAGCAACAGCAACAGCAGCAGCAACACCAGCAGCAACAUCCCGGCGACAUUGUGAGUGCCGCUGGCGUGGGGAGCACGGGCUCCAUUGUCUCCUCGGCGGCGCAGCAGCAGCAGCAGCAACUAAUUAGCAUCAAACGAGAGCCCGAAGACUUGCGCAAGGAUCCCAAGAACGGCAACAUUGCCGGUGCUGCAACCGCAAAUGGACCGGGUUCGGUCAUAACGCAGAAGAUCUUGCACGUGGAUGCACCAACGGCAAGUGAAGCUGAUAGGCCCAGCACACCCAGCAGCAGCAACUCGGAGCCACAUUCAGCAUCUGGAUUAGGAUCAGGAUCAGAAUCAGAAUCAGGAUCGCCGAGAGCCAGGACCACAGCCACACUUGAGAUGUAUGCAACCACGGGCGGCACACAGAUCUACCUACAGACCUCACAUCCCAGCACGGCGAGCGGAGCGGGCGGCGGCGCCGGACCCGCUGGAGCCGCCGGUGGCGGCGGUGUGUCCAUGCAGGCGCAGAGUCCCAGUCCGGGUCCCUAUAUCACGGCCAAUGACUAUGGCAUGUAUACGGCCAGUCGCCUGCCACCCGGUCCCCCGCCCACCAGCACCACCACCUUCAUAGCGGAGCCCUCCUACUACCGGGAAUACUUUGCGCCGGACGGCCAGGGUGGCUAUGUGCCGGCCAGCACGAGAUCCUUGUACGGCGACGUGGAUGUAUCCGUAUCUCAGCCCGGCGGCGUGGUCACCUACGAGGGCCGCUUCGCCGGCAGCGUUCCCCCGCCCGCCACCACCACCGUGCUCACCAGCGUGCACCAUCACCAACAGCAGCAGCAGCAGCAGCAACAACAGCAGCAUCAGCAGCAGCAGCAACAACACCACCAGCAGCAACAGCACCAUUCGCAGGAUGGCAAAAGCAACGGCGGUGCCACGCCCCUCUACGCCAAAGCCAUCACGGCGGCGGGUCUAACGGUGGAUCUGCCAAGUCCGGAUUCGGGCAUUGGUACGGAUGCCAUCACACCGCGGGAUCAGACCAAUAUCCAACAGUCCUUCGAUUACACGGAAUUGUGCCAGCCGGGCACGCUGAUCGAUGCCAAUGGCAGCAUACCCGUCAGCGUGAACAGCAUCCAGCAGAGGACGGUGGUCCAUGGCAGCCAGAAUAGCCCCACCACAUCGCUGGUGGACACCAGCACCAAUGGAUCCACGCGAUCGCGGCCCUGGCACGACUUUGGACGUCAGAAUGAUGCCGACAAAAUACAAAUACCAAAAAUCUUCACAAACGUGGGCUUCCGAUAUCACCUGGAGAGCCCCAUCAGCUCAUCGCAGAGGCGCGAGGACGAUCGCAUCACCUACAUCAACAAGGGUCAGUUCUACGGAAUAACGCUGGAGUAUGUGCACGAUGCGGAAAAGCCCAUCAAGAACACCACCGUCAAGAGUGUGAUCAUGCUAAUGUUCCGCGAGGAGAAGAGUCCCGAGGAUGAGAUCAAGGCCUGGCAAUUCUGGCACAGUCGUCAGCAUUCCGUGAAGCAGAGAAUCUUGGAUGCAGAUACGAAGAACUCGGUUGGCCUCGUUGGCUGCAUCGAGGAAGUGUCGCACAAUGCCAUCGCCGUCUACUGGAAUCCGCUGGAGAGCUCCGCCAAGAUCAACAUUGCGGUUCAGUGCUUGAGCACGGAUUUCAGCAGUCAAAAGGGAGUUAAGGGCCUGCCGCUGCACGUACAAAUCGACACAUUCGAGGACCCCAGAGAUACGGCGGUCUUCCACCGCGGCUACUGUCAGAUAAAGGUCUUCUGCGAUAAGGGCGCCGAGCGAAAGACGCGCGAUGAGGAGCGGCGGGCCGCCAAGCGAAAGAUGACAGCCACGGGCAGAAAGAAGCUGGACGAGCUUUACCAUCCGGUGACGGAUCGGUCCGAGUUCUAUGGCAUGCAGGACUUCGCCAAGCCGCCGGUGCUGUUCUCGCCCGCCGAGGACAUGGAGAAGGUAGGUCAGCUGGGCAUUGGCGCUGCCACCGGCAUGACAUUCAACCCCCUGAGCAACGGCAACUCCAACUCCAACUCGCACUCGUCCUUGCAGAGCUUCUACGGCCAUGAGACUGACUCGCCGGACCUGAAGGGGGCUUCACCGUUCCUGCUCCACGGCCAGAAGGUGGCCACGCCGACGCUCAAGUUCCACAAUCACUUUCCGCCCGACAUGCAGACCGAUAAGAAGGACCACAUACUGGACCAGAACAUGCUGACCAGCACACCACUGACCGACUUUGGUCCGCCAAUGAAACGUGGCAGGAUGACGCCGCCGACCUCGGAGCGCGUGAUGUUGUAUGUGCGGCAGGAAAACGAGGAGGUGUACACGCCGCUGCACGUGGUGCCACCCACCACGAUUGGCCUGCUGAAUGCGAUUGAAAACAAAUACAAAAUCUCAACAACGAGCAUAAAUAACAUUUAUCGCACAAACAAGAAGGGGAUUACUGCGAAAAUUGACGAUGACAUGAUAUCGUUCUACUGCAACGAGGACAUCUUCCUGCUGGAGGUGCAACAGAUCGAGGACGACCUGUACGAUGUGACGCUCACGGAGCUGCCCAACCAGUAGCGCUGGCAGUACGUUGGCAGUAUGGGUACCGGUAGCUCCCGAUAACCACACUCAAAACAUACAUACACACACACACAAAUUACGGACACAAGAUGUUGUUUCAAUAAGCCAUUUUCCAUAGAGCCUAAGUCUAAAAUCGUAGUUGUAUCGUAAAUGGGACACGCAACAAAUCGCGUUGCCACGGAAGUUAAGAACGUUAACAUACGAUACGAUAAAAUGUAAAAUGAUAUAUAUACUUAAAAUUCGAUUUAGUUAUUUAGCAACAAUGAGAUUAUCUAAAAUUGUUUGAUCAAAUUUUACAUUCUCGCUAUGUCUAUAGAUAUUUUGUAAGCCCAUAAUCGUAAUUGUAACCGUAACCGUAAUCGUAAUCGUACCGUGUAUUUAUGCUCAUAUAUAGAUAUGUGCGGAGUGCAACAGUGUCUGUCCAGUAGGAGAUAAGUCGAUAAGUCUCGUUUCCGCUCCCCUGCUUAUGCUAAGACCUUAGGUCCAGGGCAAGUAAGAGUUACAGAAUCUAUCUUUUAGGUGUAUCUAACGGAAGCAUUAGCUCUGCACGAACUCUAGACGUAGCCUGAUAAUAUUUUGUAAUCAUUUUGUAUGUUCGGCUUAAGCGUUUUACUUGUUGAAUAUAAAUUGUAAAAUUAUUUUUGAAAAAAACACACACACACAAAACACAAAUCGUUUGUUCUAUAUUUCUGUUUCGAAACUAAAUCGUUACAAUCCCUUUGUCCCCGCACAACUUCCCCCCUCUGUUAUGUAUAAUUAGGAUCUCUGUACACAAAAAAAAAAAAAACAGCUUAUAUAGAUGAAAACUUUGACGAUCAAAAAAUUGGUAAAACUCUCGCGAAGUAAUUAUCCCUAAAUCUAGAUAUACACCUAGAGAUAAGAACACUCUGCAAUAAAACAUGUUGAUAAAAAUCGUACUUAAGUCCAAGCUAAGGCAAAAACAAAAUCGAAAAAAAAAACAACUUAAAAAAAAACAUUUGUGUGCAUUUGUUGAAAAACAAAAAAAUAUCUAAUGAACAAUAAUCAGCCGAGAAAGUUGAUUCAAAACUAAACAAUUAAAUCAAGUAACGAUGAUGACAGUAGCGCCACAAAUAAUCGCAACAUUCGGAUGAAUAUAUAGACACAGAUAUAUAUAUAAUAUGUAUAGGGAUAACACGUCGCAUAGCUCGAAUGCGUUUACAAUCUUUGUUUGCCAUAAUUAACAGUUUAAUUUAAUAAACGAAAAUGUUUUGUGUACAAUGUUAUUUGAAUUCAAGCAGAGACUUCACCGCGAGAUUUGCUUGGAAUUACGAAUACUCCACAUCGAUUGCUACAAUUUUGAACAGUACGAGUUCAAUGCUCAAUAUUAUUAUUAAUUGUUUAUUAAUUGUAAUCUCACUUAACUUUUACGCCACCUUACACCCUAAAAAUGCUCUAUUUUCUCUCUUUGCCUUCCCUUAACUCUUUUGAGAGGGCAAACAUCGUUUUCAACUUGACAUUUCCGGUGUUGUACAUCACAAUUUGUUUUUAAUUCUAGCCCCUAGUUCUAAAUGUACUAUUCAAGAUUAUACAAUAUUAUGAUAUGAGAUGAGAAGAGAGGAGAGGAGAAGAGCUAAGAUAUCAGAGGAUAUGAAAUGAUGAUGAUGAAUCGAAAAUCUUGCCGGCAUGUUAUAAUUCUAUACGUUUAGUUAUCGUAUACUUAAGUUCUACGCUCUUUCUAUAUAUUGUAUACACAAAACAUACACAUAUAUUUUAAAAGCCAAUAAUUUAUUUUUUGUUACUGUUGGAAAACAAUUCCGCGAUAAAUAGAAAAGCGAAAAAAAAACACAAAAAAAUCGUGAAAAUGCAACUGAGAAUAAGUGACAUUCCAUCGUGUGAGAAGUGCAUGUCCAACUUGAGAAA